GGCUCAAAGUUUAAGCUCGAAACCCUAGACCGAGCGGAACUGCUUCCAUGUUUGCAAUGCGCCUGGCGGCAUUGCUGUAUUUGCUGCAGCUGGUGGCUGGCGAUGAAUGUGAAGAAACGCCUCAAUUCCUUCAGCAUUCAUUGCAACUGGAUGCACAGGAGGUCCAGGCGGCACAUAGCAAAACCUCGAGAAGUGUCAAGGCAAAGACGAGUACAUUUCCAGGAGUGGAGACCUUUAAUUUCUUUGUGAACUUCCAUGAUGUUGGCGACUUUGCCACGGUGAUCAACGUCAUCACGCAUCAAUCAAAGAGUUGUAGCCAAUGUGGCGGCUUCCUUUUCACUUGUCAGGAGGAUGGCCUGACAGACGACGAAUGCCAGAUGCGCCAGCCAGGCGUUUGCACCAACGACUUUGGACCGCAUGGCUGCAGUUCUCAUACCAGCCUGCGCAUCCUUGAGGAGGCGAUCUCAGGCGAGCCCAUGACGAAGGCGAUCAAUGUCUCAGACUUGACGAGCUUGAAGAACUUGUGGCCAGAUUCCAAAAGACACGAUUUGCUGACACGUUCAGCGCAAUCCCUUUCCUGGCUUCCACUUUGGUGGGGCCCCUUGCGGCGGAUCCUGACCACCACCGUGCUCAGGGAUCCUGUCAAGAAGUUAAGGUCAGCAUAUAAUCGAAUCAACGAGACUCAUCCCAUGCCUUUGAAGGCCUUUCUGAAGGCGCAGCGUGACUUCGUGGCGGGCAACGCCAGCGACCAGAUGCCACCGCUGCGGAAGGCGGUGAUGAGUUGCUGCGAGUACAGCUUCUACCUUGGCAAUGGUGACGUCAACAAAUCCAGAAGGGUGCUGGCCAGUCAAUUUGACAUGGUGGGCAUCGCUGAGUUGUUGCCGGAGACCAUGGUCUCCUUGGGCCGUCUCUAUGGCAAGACACCGGCCGGCAUGGGCACCAUCGCACGGGACGCCCUGCUGGAGGUCCCGGAUGCGGAGGAUUGGGAUAAGGAGGACCAAGAUAUGGUGGAGUUCAUCACCCGCAAGGACAGAGCAGUCUACGAGUUUGCAAAAGAGCUUUUUGAGCGUCAGUCUGUCAGCAUCUGGAACAACGCAGAUGUCUUAAAGAAGCAAGCCGAUCUAUUUGAAGAUGCGCGAAACACUCCCUGGGAGCCUGAAUAAGCCGUGGGAGCCUGAGUAAGCCGUGAGCCGUGUUCCAUCAGGCACCAAGCUGGCCGUAGCGAGCUCAGCUUUGUGUUCUUAAGAGCUUUCUAGUGGCGGUCCUUUGUUGGCCGGUAUUCAGCUCUUAUGCUCCC
Durusdinium trenchii is the source of this 1297-nucleotide messenger RNA. NCBI's taxonomy places the organism in Eukaryota, Dinophyceae, Suessiales, Symbiodiniaceae. The record is from the annotation of a GenBank genome assembly.